GAGGGGAGAUGAGGGGUGCGCAGAGCGACCAUCGCGGCGGCUACACCCGCCACACACCAGUCAGUUGAGCGCGUGACGCUACAGAGACAACACGUACGAAUCCACUCUCAGGAACCAUGGAGGACGGAGACAAGAAGAAGUGUACAGAGGAUGAAGACAAGCCGGGAACUGCAGCAGGAAAUAUGGGUGAUACCAAUAAAUCAGUGAACGGGUCAAACAAAACAGGGGACACAGCUACCAAAAUAGGAGACGCUAUAAAUAAAACAAAUAGCGAGACAAGUAAAACAGGGAGUACAACAGACAAAACAGGAGAUUUGACAAACAAAACGAAUGACGCGACAAACAAAACAGGGGACACGACAAAUAAGCCUAGCAACGACGCGGCUUCCGCCAAGACGAUACCUGCGGACACAGAUAAACUAGACACAUCAUCACACGACACAACUAAGGACAUUUCUGUUGACAAGAAGGCUGAUAAGACUAGUAUUGGUUCUAAGGAUCACCCAGAUGUAAGUGCGCCUAGAUCAGAAGCCAAGGCAGCCGGGACUAUAACCGAUGCCAAAGCAACAGACGUUUCAGGGACCAAAUUAACAGUUAUAACUGUUAACGAAUCAAAAACACCAUCAGUCACUGACAAACCUAGUGCCCCUCAGAAAGCAGAAACCAAAUUAACAGACAAUAAAGACGAGGUAAUGGAUGUUAAAUUAACAGAGAAGAUAGACAACAAUGUUAAAUCAUCAGGCAAGGUAGAUAACAAUGUUAAAACUGAAAAUGAAGUAGAUAAAACAGUCAGUGGUAAGAAAACUGAAGAUGCGCGACUGGAAGACGCAGAAGACCAAGGUAAAAAUGAGCCUGACGAUGGUAAACAAAGACUGAUCAAAAAUGAAAGCAAGAAGAAGAUGGAUAUGGCGGGAGACGAAGAAAAGGCGGGAGAGGAGACCAUUCCCCUUAAAACUAAGGAAGUCGAGGAGCCCCAACCUGGAGUCAAGAAAGAUGCGGUGCCGGCGCGCUGGAUCAUGGCGGUGCUGGGGUGUGUAGGCUUCAUGAUUGUCUACGGCCUCAAAGUUAACCUCAGUGUCGCCAUCAUCGCUAUGGUGAACCACACAGCUGUGGCGGGGAUGAGCGCCCACCACGACGACCUGGAGGUCCACGGCGUCCACCACGAGCCCGAGGAAGUCCACACCACCAUCAGCAUCAACGGAGAGCCAGUCAACUCCAGCGCUCCUCUCCUUGACUCCUGUGGGAAGGCCGAGAAGAAGGAGGAACUGCAGGAUGGCCCCUUUGCCUGGGAUGAGAACAUUCAGGGACUCAUUCUAGCCUCCUACUUCUAUGGUUACCUCGUCACUCAGGUGCCUGGUGGAUGGGUGGCUGAGAAGUUCAGUGCCAAGCAUGUGUUUGGUAUGGGAGCACUGGUGAAUGCUUUUUGUGCUCUUCUCACCCCUGUGGCUGCCAGUGGCUCUUAUAUAUGGCUCGUCGUCAUGAGGAUCAUCAUGGGCAUUGCUGGGGGUGUCACACUACCAGCGAUGCACGUACUGAUUGCUGGCUGGGCCCCACCGCAGGAGCGGAGCAAAAUCUCCUCAACAAUAUAUGCUGGCAUGACAUUGGGAACCUUGGUGUGCAUGCCUUUCUCUGGGCUGCUAGCGGCAACACUAGGUUGGAGCUCUAUAUUCUAUAUGCAAGGUGGACUUUCUAUAUUGUGGUAUGUUCUCUGGUGUAUCUUUGUGUAUGACUCUCCAGCCCAACACCCAAGAAUUUCUAAGGAUGAGCGAAAGUUCAUUGAAGAAUCCCUUGGUACAGUAGUAAAGACAAAGAAACCACCAGUGCCAUGGAAGAAAGUGUGGACGUCACUGCCAGUAUGGGCCAUCAUUGUGGCACACACAUGCAACAACUGGGGCUGGUACAUGCUGCUUGUCAAACUCCCAACCUACAUGCGUUAUAUCCUUAAGUUUGACAUUGCAUCUAAUGCUGGGUUGUCUGCAGUUCCUUUCCUGUGCAUGUGGAUCUUCACCAUGCUCUUAGCCAAUAUUCUGGAUGCUCUCCGGUCACGGAAGGUUAUCACAACAACAUUUGCUCGCAAGCUUGCUACUUUUAUUGCCUCGAUGCCUCCUGCCAUUUGCUUGAUCGGUGUCACUUAUGUGGGAUGCAACACAGACUUGGCAGUGGCAUUACUUACCUUAGGAACAAUGUUUGUUGGAGGAAUGUAUUCCGGUUUCCUCUCCAACCACAUUGAUAUUGCACCACCAUUUGCUGGAACACUCAUGGGAAUAACCAACACAUUUGCCACACUUCCUGGAAUUAUUGUGCCAUCCUUUGUUGGUUACAUGACUCAUGGCAAUCAAACUGUCGAGGCUUGGCGUACAAUCUUCUUCAUAACUCUGGGAAUUUUCAGUGUAGAAGCUCUAUUUUACUCCAUCUUUGGAUCUGGUGAGCAGCAAGAAUGGGCCAAGCCAAAACCUUCUACUCAAGAAGUUGAACAACAGAAAUUGAAUGAUGUUGCUUAAAUGUGAAAUGUAACAUGGGAAUGAAGCAUGGGUUAGUGAGAUCUUUUACCUCCACAACACCUUGACAAAUAUUUUUGUAUUAAUUAGAUCGUUUGUAAGGAAAACAAAUACAGUAUCAAUUUUUAUGUUCAAUGCAUUAAGGAUUUUAAUAUCGAGGACUGACUUGAUAAUUUGAGAUGCAGCAUUACAAAGUAUAACUGUUUAUGUAAAGUGUCAGUGUGUUACCUAGAGACGAGGAAUACUGUACAGUGAUCCACUUACUGGUAAUGUGACACUGUGACAUAUAUCAAAUUAAAUGUCACCAGUACUCUUUAGAUGAAGUCAGGUAAUGAUAUUGAUACUAAACAUUGAGAAUUAAAUCUGUCUUGUUUUAUUGUAAUUUAAACUUAAGAAUAAAGCCAUCUUUUAAUGUCUAAAAUACUUUUAAGGACACAGUGAUGCUUUCAAUACACAAAGUUUCUCACUAACAACAUUGAAAUGUAAGAGUGUGGGAGGAAAAUGUAGCAACAAAUCCUUAUGGUUCUGUUGUAUUAUUAUAAAUUCUUGCAUAAAGCUUUAUAUGAGCAAACUAAUUCUGAGGAGAUUUAAUCAAUAUUGUUUUGAUGUUGUUUAGAUAGAAACAAGUAUUUAUUGUAAUGUUUUAAGCCUUUUAAGUGGAGUCAGAGACACUGGUGCAUGGAGCUGAAAUUCAUCUCUGGUGCUUCUUAAGAAAUAUAAAACUAUAUUAUGAGCGUUUAGAACUGAAUGAAUGUAUAGGAGAGAACAAUUGAGAAACCAGUACAGGAUUUCCAAAUCUCUGCACUAAUAAGCUAGUGUUAGUUGUUUGGUGUUGCUUCAGAUCCUGAACAUUAAAUGUAGAAGCACCUUUACCACAGUAACUUAAUACAUUAAAAUUAUGUUCAUAAUGCAGUUUUGAUAAAGAAAUCAGAACAAAGUUUCGCUAGGUGUACAAAAUCUUAAACCACAAGAAUAAUAUUUCCUAUGAGGAAAGAACAUAUUUGAAGUUCUUUCACAAACUAAAACUUUCUAUGACUUUAUAUCAUAGUUUCUAUAUAUUUUUACAUUAAAUAUAUAUAUUUUGUCCAAUUAUGUUUGCAUGUAAAGAAUUGCACUUUGACCUUAAGUUUAGAAUCUCGUAUGGUAAUUUUGUUCCUUAUAUUUCAAAAAUACAAUUAAUAUUUGUUCAGAGUACAAUUUUGUCCAGUAAAUUAUUGCUGUGUUGUAAUAA
Messenger RNA from Procambarus clarkii (red swamp crayfish), 3729 nucleotides. Its product is annotated as putative inorganic phosphate cotransporter. Gene Ontology annotation, cellular component: membrane. NCBI's taxonomy places the organism in Eukaryota, Metazoa, Arthropoda, Malacostraca, Decapoda, Cambaridae. Gene Ontology annotation, biological process: transmembrane transport; monoatomic anion transport. The record is from RefSeq and is a predicted model, not a curated record. Gene Ontology annotation, molecular function: transmembrane transporter activity.